UAUUUAUCAAACCCAUCAUAACAAUAAUUAUUUAUUAUCAUUGACAAUUACUCCAAUUAAUUACAAAAAAUCACCAUUACUUUUUUUUUUUUUUGUAAAGUAAUGGUGGUUUUUUGUUACAUAUUUUAUCAUGACGACAGAAAUAACAUAUGACUUGAAUUUUACUUCACAACAAUAAAGUGACAUUUUAUAAUAAUAUUUAAUUUAAUUAAAAAAAAAAGAUCAUAACACAUCCUGAAUUAGCCAGGAUAAGAAAAUAAGAAGAUAAAUAUUGUGAUUUUGUGAAUCAAUCAAAUCAGGCAAAUAUGUCAUCACCAAUUUGUAAUUUAUCAACUGAAUUGUUAUUAAAAAUAUUCUCAUUUGUCGAUGUCAAUGAACGUUUAAAACUCGAAGAAGUGUGCAAACGUUGGUGUGAAAUAAGCAAAUGGAAAUGGCUUGAUAUAAAAUAUGUACAUUUAUCAUACAAACAUAAAUCAACUUACAUUCGUCGUGUGACAAAUCGUUUAAAAGUACUUGAAAUAUAUGACACGUGUAAUUCACCAUUGCUAAAAAAUGUAACUCAAUACAUGAGUACAUUUAAUAAUCUACAAAAAUUUGAAUACAGUACUGUUGAGCAUGUAUGUGAUAAUUUUUUUUGUAAAGAUACAAAUGAUUUAACUCAAAUAUUGGAGCUAUUACCAAUAACAUUGAAAAAAUUUUGUUUACAUAAAUGCAUAUUAUUGCCAACAUAUAACAUUGGAAAGUUUAAAUCAUUAAAACAUUUUUCAUACUCAUAUCCAAAUUAUUUGUCACAUGAGCUGGAAGAUGUUUUAACAAAUGUACUUGAAUCAUUGCCAGAUACACUUGAAUCAUUACAUAUAUUUGGUCAAUCAUUAAACACAAAGUUUCAUAUUGGAAAAUUACAAUCAUUAAAAUUUCUUUGGCUAUGGUCAUUGAAACUCAAGAAAAAUAAUAUUACUGGUCUGGAAAGUCUUGAUAAAAAUUUGGAGCAUGUUCGUUUGUGGGGUAAAGAAAUUGAUAAUGAUUAUUUAAAACAAGUUCAAAAACUUGAUUGUGUUAAAAUGUUUACACAUACACAAGAAGAAAAAAUUUUUGCAUAAAUAUAAUUAUUAAAUAAUUAAAAAAUAUAUAUUAUGGUAGAUUUUAGAAAAAAUAAUUUUUAAUUUGAAUAUAAAGUAAAUUUUAUAUAUGUUUUUAAAAAUUUUAGAUAAUCGAAAAAAUUGUAAAUUAUUUGGGAUUUAUUUGUUUGGAAAUUUAUAUUAAAUGUUUUAUUUUUUUUGUUGACUAUUUUAUAUUUUGAAAAUUAAAUAAAUAAUAUAUUAUUAUUAAUAAAUAUUAAA
Molecule: messenger RNA, 1340 nt
Organism: Aphidius gifuensis
Lineage: Eukaryota; Metazoa; Arthropoda; Insecta; Hymenoptera; Braconidae
Exons: 4
Coding region: 306-1100 (264 amino acids)
Molecular function (GO): protein binding
Source: RefSeq, a predicted model, not a curated record